Molecule: messenger RNA, 3731 nt
Organism: Chilo suppressalis (striped riceborer)
Lineage: Eukaryota; Metazoa; Arthropoda; Insecta; Lepidoptera; Crambidae
Source: the annotation of a GenBank genome assembly
CUUUUUUCGUGUCCCUAGGCACAUCUCUAAUUCCAAGGGCCUAGCCUGGUAUUUUUUUUAAUAGUAAAAUUUUGAUUUGAAUACUUUAUAUGUUAUUAAUGUGUUUUUACUCUCUAAAUAACAUGAUAAGCUUGAAGAAAACAGUAAAUAAUUACUAUUUCUGUUCGAUGAUUUUAAGACAUAAAAGAUGCUAUUCAAAGCGUAGCAAAGUUUUUGAUGCUAACUAUCAAUAUAUCCAAAGAAGCAAGGUUCCGACGAUGCACUUUCAGAAGUCCUUACCCCGACUACCAGUUCCGGAACUACAGAAAACAGGAGAGCGUUAUUUAAAUGCACUGAAACCUAUAUUGUCCAAAGGGCAAUUUGCCGAAGCUGAAGGACGUACUAAAGAUUAUGUAGAAUCAUCUGGUAAAAUUUUACAAGAAAAUCUUAUUAAAAAGGAUAAAUCUUCCAAACAUACAAGUUAUAUAUCAGAAUAUUGGUUUGAUUUAUAUUUGAGGGACCGUGCUGCUCUCCCAAUUAAUUACAAUCCAUUAAUAGUCUUCCAAAACGAUCUGAAACCAGCUUACAACAAUCAGUUAGUACGAGCAGCUAAUAUUGUAAUAAGCUCUGCAAGGUUUCUAUCAUCAUUAAGGGAGCAAAUUUUGGAACCCGAAGUUUAUCAUAUGAACCCAAAGAAGAGCAACACCCCUUUAUUUAGAACUGUUACAGGAUUGUUGCCUGAGACAUUGUCAUGGUAUGGUGCUUAUUUAUUUAAAGCUUUUCCUUUAGAUAUGAGCCAAUUUGAAGGAUUGUUUGGAGCUACACGUAUCCCAAAUCUGGACAAAGACAGAAUUUUGAGAGAUCCAACAAGCAAACACAUUGUUGUACAGAAAAAUGGCAACUUCUACACAUUUGAUUUAUUUGAUGUUAAUGGUAACCUCUUGUCUCCUGGAGAAAUCUUAGGAAAUCUCACCAAAAUUGUUAAUGAUGCAACACCUUUCAAUGAUUAUCCUGUAGGUGUUUUAACUUGUCAGAAUCGCGAUACAUGGGCCAAACAAAGAGAUUAUUUGGAAGCUACAGGAAAUAAAAAUGUACUACAUAAGAUUGACACUGGCAUUCUCAACCUAGUUCUGGAUAAAGAAGUUUUGAACGAUGAUAAACAUCAAAUAUUGAAACAUUUUUUGCAUGGUGAUGGAUUGAACAGAUGGUUUGAUAAGUCAAUCAGUGUUAUUAUAACUAAUGAUGGAUAUUCUGGUGUAAAUUUUGAACAUUCAUGGGGAGAUGGCGUGGCAGUGCUAAGGUUUUUCGAAGACAUCUAUAAGGAGACCACGACACAACCAUUUGUUCAUCCGGACACGAAACCCUUGGACAGUAAUAUAACUGUUACAAAAUUAGAAUUCACACUAGACGAUACAUCAAAGGAGUUUGUGGCAAAAGCCAAAAAGGAAUACAAGGAGUGGUGUGAUACUUUGAGUAUAGAUUACAUUCUAUAUGAAGGUCUCAAUAAAGAAGACUGUAAAAAGUUAAAAGUUAGUCCUGAUUGCAUUAUGCAACUUGGGUUUCAAGCGGCUUACCAUUUGUUAUAUGGAAAAUACGUCGGAACUUACGAAUCUUGCAGUACAUCUGCUUUCAAACAUGGUCGUACUGAAACUAUGAGACCUUGCACCGUGAAAACUAAACAAUUUUGCGACAGUCUCCAUUCAAAUAGUUGUUCAAAAGAGGAAUUACGUGCUAUGUUGACUGAAUGUUCAAUGGGACACAUGCAACUAAUCAAAGAGGCAGCUAUGGGUCAAGGCUUUGAUCGUCACAUGUUUGCCUUGAAAAAGAUAGCAGAAGAAAACAACUUACAUGUACCUGAACUUUAUGACUCGCACGAGUAUAAAUUCUUGAAUAAAUCAAUAUUGAGCACAAGUACACUCUCCUCACCGAGUGUGCUAGCUGGCGGUUUUGGACCAGUAGAUAAAAAUGGAUUUGGUGUUGGAUACUCAGCGUUCCCUGACAAGUUGGGCGCCGCAGUAACCAGUUACAAGCCCUAUAAUGACAGUUCGAAAUUCAUUGAAGCUUUGCACAAGUCAUUUCUAGACAUUACCAAAAUAUUAUCAAACUAACUAUUUUUAUAUGAUGUGUAUAUUAUUGUUGAAAGUAAUUUUAUAAUAGAUUUUUUACGUAGUAAGCACAAAGGCUCAAAAUCUACAAACACUAUUUUUAGAAAUAUCUGUUUAAUGUUAUGCAUUUCAACAAACAACACUUUACUAACACCGCUACGUACAACGCAGAACCAUACGGUAAACAAGACGUUGCCGCGAUAAAUUUAGACAGCUAUAAAACAUUCCGUUUGAAGUGAUUGAUUCAUAAAAUCAUUUUUUUACAAGAAGGUGUACCUAGAUGUGCAAAUUUGAAUCAUAAAGGUAUUACAAUUUAUGGUUAUCGGACCCAAUUUUUUGCAAUGAAGUUAUUAGUGACGAUGGGGAUGAUGCAUUUUUUCUUCGUCUAUCAGGUUGAAUAUCAAAAAAAUAUUGCACACGUAUUUGCUCUUUAUUCACACAAUCCAAACUUUACAGAGAUAUAUUGAUUUUAAAUGUCACGGCUUUGUACAAUUUUUACUUAGAACUGACGUCACGAGCCCUAGCUCCCAAACUUUGACGCGCUUUAUCUUUGUAAUUUUUUGGUUGAAUGAUAAAAGAAAAAUUAUAUCCAUAAUUUUUACAUAAUUUAACCGACUAAAGGGAAUUUCGUUUACUUUACCCCGUAAUCAUCCCUAUUGUAAAAAAAUAUAAGUUCUUUUUGCAUUUUUGUUAUUUUUUAGAUUAGAAGCGAAAUAACAGUGCCUUGGGUAAUCAAGUAUAUUUGUAUAUGUAGAGGUAUUAUUAUAAUAAGCAACAUCUAACAGGCUUUCUCAAUAAAUAGUGAAAAAUUGGUUAAUUCCCAUCCAUGAUAGACUUCAUAGCAAAUUUUGUAGAUUUUAAGGUUUCAUACAAAAGAGUUACAACGGGAUCAAACCUCUGCAGUUCGUCCUUCCGUCUGUCAAUCUCAUUAACAUUAAUAGGUAUACAUUUGCCAUUUUCACAGAAUCAUGUUAUUUUAAGGAUUAAAUCUAAUACAAUGGUAUGGAACCGUUUAUGUGUGAUUCGCACUGGCCUGUCUAUUUGUCUAAUUAUGACUCAAAAGUCAUAAUUAAUAUUGCUUUGACCUUACUUCUCAGCCGUUUUUGCUUUUUUAAUUGUAUCUGAAUACUAACAAGAGUUCGGAAUUUUACGUGCCAAUUCUUUUCGUAUGUGGAUGCUAAUUUUAUGAACGUUUAAACACGUUUAUUAAUACUAAUCACCUACGAAUAUAAUUCGUAUGAAAUGUACCAAAGUGCGAGUACGCUUUUUUGCAAUCUGAUCAUUUGCAUCAUUCCUUAUUCUGUGCUUAUUUUUGGUUAUGGUAUUCCAUGUGCCUUGAAGAUUGAAUAAAUAUAUCUAUUUACGGGUGUGCAUUUUCAUAAUUUAUAUUUUGUAUGGCUUUUUGAAUUUUAUAUGUUGAAAAAUAAACGUUAAUCAUAUUAAACUAUUAAAACUGGCUAUUUUUUUGAAAUUUUAAACUUACGCAUAAAAAUGUGUAUUAUCUACUUAUUCUUCUGACAGCUAAUCAUAGAUCAUGAGCGGACGCGAGCUGAGAGACUUAUGCUUUAGUGAUAUAAUCAUAGUGUGAUGUCAAUAUGAUGUUGAUGCCAAGUUGACAAUGUUUUUAAAUGGUAUUAGGAAACAUUC